AUGGCGUCGUUUAAUCUCGAUGGGCAAAUCGAGCAGCGGUACAAAAUUCUUCGUCAUAUUGGUAGCGGAGCGUACGGCAUCGUGUGGUGUGCGUUGGACCGUGAAACAAAUACACUAGUGGCAUUAAAGAAGGUGUUUGAUGCGUUUGGAAACCAACAGGAUGCGCAGAGGACGUAUCGUGAGGUGAUGCUGCUUACUGCUCUUCGUCAUGAGAGCAUUGUUCUCUUAAGGAAUAUGAUACGGUCUGUGAAUGGCACCGAUAUUUACCUUGCGUUUGAGCUUGCCGAGACGGAUCUCUCAACAAUUCUACGGCAUAAUGUAUUGGGACCAAUUCAUCGGCAGUAUUUGGCCUAUCAGAUUGUAAAAAUUGUUGCUUAUCUACACAGCCGUGGAGUAAUUCAUCGAGAUUUGAAACCGGCUAAUAUCUUUGUGAACUCUGACUGUCGUAUUAAGCUUGGUGACUUUGGUCUUGCGCGGUGUAUACAGUCUCAGGGCGAGGAUGCAUUCCGUGACCUGACAGGUUACAUCGCCACUCGCUGGUACAGAGCUCCAGAAAUACUUGUUAACUCGGCGAAUUAUACGACCGCCAUGGACAUGUGGGCGGUUGGUUGCAUCAUGGGUGAGCUUUUGACGUCAUCACCACUUUUUAUGGGGAGCUCAACGCUGCAUCAACUUUCUCUCAUCAUUAGCGCGGUGGGGGAACCAACAACAGGUGAUUUGGAGAGUUUAGGAUCGAGUGAAACAUGGCCGCUUAUGGACGCUCUUCCCCCCGUCGAAAGUUGUCCCUUGUAUGAAACCCUGCGCCAGUACGACCCCGAUGCGGUGGACCUUACCUGCAAACUCGUUGUUUUUAAUCCUACGCGGCGCAUAACAGCACGGGAGGCUCUCCGACAUCCGUAUUUUGCUCCCUUCUUCACAGAAAGUGAUAUGGAGGAACUUAACAAAGCUACCAUCAUUUCACUCCCACUCCCAGAUGAGAAGGAUUACCCUGCUGCAGAGUAUAGGGAAGCACUUUACAAAGUCAUCUCACAUCGUUUUCGACAGAAUAUUGCCGUAUAG
Trypanosoma cruzi is the source of this 1059-nucleotide messenger RNA. Its product is annotated as protein kinase, putative. Lineage: Eukaryota; Euglenozoa; Kinetoplastea; Trypanosomatida; Trypanosomatidae. Gene Ontology annotation, biological process: intracellular signal transduction; protein phosphorylation. Gene Ontology annotation, molecular function: ATP binding; MAP kinase activity. The record is from RefSeq and is a predicted model, not a curated record. Bases 1 to 1059 code for a protein of 352 amino acids. The transcript has a single exon. Gene Ontology annotation, cellular component: cytoplasm; nucleus.